Molecule: messenger RNA, 1064 nt
Organism: Dendroctonus ponderosae (mountain pine beetle)
Lineage: Eukaryota; Metazoa; Arthropoda; Insecta; Coleoptera; Curculionidae
Gene: 7B2
Product: neuroendocrine protein 7B2
Exons: 6
Coding region: 252-905 (217 amino acids)
Biological process (GO): regulation of hormone secretion; neuropeptide signaling pathway
Cellular component (GO): secretory granule
Molecular function (GO): enzyme regulator activity
Source: RefSeq, a predicted model, not a curated record
CCAGAAUGAAUCUGGACACAUGCGCGAGUUUCUAUCGAUUGCGGGACACAAAAUUAGUUUCCUGCCGCGUGUACGCUGCUCUUUAAGGGUAGAAAAGAGUUAAAACGUUGGUCAAUCUCAAAAUACAUUUAGUUGCCCAAAGACGACCACUCAAUUGAGAAGGGAAGAGAUAGAAGAUAACUGGAGGUUUCAUCCGACCGCAAACCCGCAAUCAUAACAGACAAAACCUGAACAUUUCAGAGCUGAAAACGAUGAAAUCGAUCAUUUUUGUGCUGGUGUUGUCCUUCACAAGCAUCCUCGCCUAUUUACCAAGUGAACAGGAAGGUUUGUUGCCAGGCAUUGUCCUGCGUGACAUUUCUAAAUACCUAGAAUUGAACGAUGGUUUGCGUUUGGAUACACGGGCGCUAUCGAGAAAUGAAGAUGGGCAACUGUUUCCAUUGGAUUAUGAAAACUUGGGGGACGUCAACAUGUAUCCAAGCAUAAGGGAUCAGGAGUAUUUGCAGCAAACCAGCCUGUGGGGAAACCAAUACAUAUCGGGUGGAGCAGGAGACGGCAACCAAAUCCUCACUCCAGGCAUAAAAACUACCAAGCAGGAGAUCAAAACCGAUGCCUCAUUGCCUGCUUACUGCAAUCCCCCCAAUCCUUGCCCAGUUGGAUACAAUGAAGAUCAGGGCUGUUUGUCCGACUUUGAAAAUACAUCGUCCUUCAGCCGAGACUACCAAUUGCUGCAGGAUUGCAUGUGCGAUACUGAGCACAUGUUCGACUGUCCUCGAGCUACCAAUCCACUUGUGGAUGAAUUUUCCAACCUUCUACGAUCAUUUGAGAAAAUGAAGACCAAUCCCAACCCGUUCCUGGCAGGCGAAAAGCUUCCAGUGGCAGCGAAGAAGGGCAAUAACAUGUAUUAAACGCAGUUCCCUAUCUGCCGUAUAUUUAUGUUUAAUAUUUUAAAGACUAGUUUUAACAUAAUUACUUACCAAAUGUUCUAGAGGUGGUAACCCCAAUCCACAGAUGAUUUACCAAUUUUGGGGAUAAAAAAUAAUACUUAUUAUACAGUGGACUAAGUA